This is a messenger RNA of Cyphellophora europaea CBS 101466, 1155 nucleotides long. RefSeq lists its product as uncharacterized. The coding region runs from base 1 to 1155 and encodes 384 amino acids. Gene Ontology annotation, molecular function: snoRNA binding; protein binding. Gene Ontology annotation, cellular component: small-subunit processome; Pwp2p-containing subcomplex of 90S preribosome. Gene Ontology annotation, biological process: maturation of SSU-rRNA from tricistronic rRNA transcript (SSU-rRNA, 5.8S rRNA, LSU-rRNA). Lineage: Eukaryota; Fungi; Ascomycota; Eurotiomycetes; Chaetothyriales; Cyphellophoraceae. The transcript has a single exon. The record is from RefSeq and is a predicted model, not a curated record.
AUGGCCGCUGCAAGCGACAAAGCCCGUUUCUUCCUCGAGCAAUCGGUGCCGGAGUUGAAAGAGUUCGAGCGCAAGAAGAUUUUCUCCAGCGAAGAAAUCAGCAAAAUCGCCCGCCAACGAUCCGACUUUGAGCACAAGAUCAACGCCCGCGGCUCGACGCCCUCAGACUACAUUCGUUAUGCCGAAUUCGAGAUGAACGUUGAUUCCCUCCGGAAGAAGCGUGUCAAGCGGUUGGGUGUCAAGAGCACUGCCCACAACGGUCAGCGGCGUAUCUUCUUUGUAUUCGAUAGAGGCACCAAGAGACAUCCCAGCGACGUUGGUCUGUGGCUGCAGAGUAUCGAGUAUGCGAAAAAGCAACAAGCGCACAAGAAACUUUCACAGAUAUUCGCCAAUGCGCUCCGGCUACAUCCUACGCGCCCGGAGCUGUGGAUCUACGCGGCUCAAUCCGCCAUGGAAGACAAUGGUGAUAUGACGGAGGCUAGAGCCUACAUGCAAAGAGGUCUGCGCUUCAACAAGAACAAGAAGGCGCUGUGGUUGCAGUAUUUGCGGCUGGAAAUGUCCUAUAUUGCCAAGUUGCAGACCCGCAGAGAGAUUCUUGGUAUUGGACGCGGAGGCGAGACUUCCGACGCCGACCCGGUCGAUGAGAGACAGGUACCUGCACUGACUGCCGAUGAUGUCGCUCCACAAACCCAGGGUGAUGAUGUCGACGCGAAGGCGCUGGAGAACAUGCGAGAAGCACCAGCGCAGAGUGGAGCAAUCCCGAUUGCUAUCUUCGACGCUGCCAUGACCCAGUUCAACAACGAUCCACACCUGACGCAGGAUGUAUUGUACAUGUUAGAGGACUACACGCAUGUCAAGGCCACGGCGAGGGUGCUGUAUCACCUGAGAGAUUCUCUUGACCGACUAGCCCGACGCAGCUGGGUGCGAGAUGCCUGUGAGGUCUGGACGCCCGUGGUUGGCCUACAACCCAACUCGGCAGACUUCCCACCAGCGUUUCGAUCGUCUCUGAAAAGCCUGCGAGAGGCGCAGAAGAAGACCAGCCAGCAGGCGGAGUUGGCAGCAUGGGCCAAGCGUUGGCUGCAGCGGUUGCUUGAGGCAGAGGAUCUGGAUCCAGCGAUUCGGCGAGUGGCCGAAUCAGUAUCUCAGUCGUUGUAG